CCAAGCUGCAACAUAGCCACUUCUACCCCACACUCCCACAGAAACUCUCUUCAGCAAUCAGCACCUCACGCAACCCACCAGCACAUCCAAAUGUAAAUGGCCACCUUACAACCCUUCUCUCGAUCUCCAAAGCGCAGAAAUGCAAAUGCAAUCAACAUUCUUCACACAGCCCAACAGAACUCCUUCGAACUCUCCCUCCAAAAAUUCAGAAGUACUCUCAAGAAUUACAACAAUCAAAACCGCACCACCAAGAACUCACCUCCACCUCUCAUCCUUACCAACAAACUCAACUCCCGCCAAAGGACCUACAACCCGGCUUCUCCAUCGACACCGAAACCAUUUCUACCUUUAACACCGCCCUUGACGCCAACGGAUGCAGACCAAAGCAGCGACGCCCCACACGCAAACAACAAAACCAAGCCUCCACCACCCAAACCCCACCCUUCUCUUGAUCCGCUCCGAAGUUGAUCUAUCUGGACACACACUCUCUCCCUCACAACUAAAUAAGAGCACCAAGCCCUCACACAUGCUCGCGGACCUGCGCCUUCCCUCCCUAGCCGUCUGGGAGUCGUGGAAGGCGGGGUUAGCGAGCUGGCUGGUGGGCGUGGACAUGGGCAUCAAACCCAUCUCCA
Molecule: messenger RNA, 632 nt
Organism: Hyaloscypha bicolor E
Lineage: Eukaryota; Fungi; Ascomycota; Leotiomycetes; Helotiales; Hyaloscyphaceae
Exons: 1
Coding region: 97-468 (123 amino acids)
Source: RefSeq, a predicted model, not a curated record